GACACCGGAAGUGGGGAAGGCGGCGGAGGGGCCGGAGGAAUGCGGCGCGGAGAGGCGGCGCCGGGCUCGGGAUGAGCUGGAGGGCGCGCAGGUGCGCGCAGGGGCGCGGGCGGGCGCCGCUGGGCCAGGGCUCGGGGGGCCCGUCGUUGUCCUUGCCGCCGCCCUCGCCCCCGCCCUCCCCGCGGCCCCCCUCGCCCCCGCCGCCCGCAGCCGCCCCGGACUCCCUGCCCGCCAGCACUGCCCCCGCCUCUUGCAGCUCCGGCCCCUCGUCCUCGUCGUCGUGGACCGGCGGGGAGGGCCUGUUUAGUUGGGUGCGCGGGCGGCAGCUGGGCCGCGGGGGGCGCUGCGUGGAGCCGGCCAGGGAGACCUUCGGGGCCAUGACGGGCCUCUACGGCGCCAUCCAGCCCGCCGACUCCGUCUCCCCCAUCACCCGCACCCACGGCGCCGUCUUCAACCUGGAGUACUCCCCCGGAGGGUCAGUCCUAACAGUCGCUUGUGAACAGACUGAAGUCCUACUUUUUGAUCCUAUCUCUUCAAAGCACAUCAAAACUCUCUCCACAGCUCAUGAGGACUGUGUAAAUAAUAUCAGGUUUCUUGAUAACAGGCUGUUCGCAACAUGUUCUGACGACACUACCAUAGCACUUUGGGAUCUGAGAAAGUUGGAUUCAAAAGUGUGCACUUUACAUGGUCACACCAGCUGGGUCAAGAACAUUGAAUAUGACACUAACACAAGACUGCUAGUCACAUCUGGAUUUGAUGGGAACGUUAUCAUUUGGGAUACCAACAGGUGCACAGAAGAUGGCUGCCCCCACAAGAAGUUCUUUCACACUCGCUUUCUCAUGCGCAUGAGAUUGACCCCAGAUUGUUCCAAAAUGCUGAUCUCAACUUCCUCUGGGUAUCUUCUGAUCUUGCAUGACCUUGAUUUAACCAAAUCUUUAGAGGUUGUCAGUUACCCCAUUUUGAGAGCCAGGAGAACCACAUCCAAUUCAGAUCUGGCAUCUGCCACCUCAUCUGGACCUAGGAGUUCCGGGUCACCAGGUCAUCAGGGAGAUUCAAGCCCCAUGUCUGAGAAACACACGGUACGAGCCACCCAGCGAGAAGGUGGAUCUCCGCGCAAUAGCCUUGAGGUUUUAACUCCAGAGGUUCCUGGAGAAAGGGACCGGGGGAACUGCAUCACUUCGCUGCAGCUGCAUCCCAAAGGGUGGGCAGCACUUCUCCGAUGCUCAAGUAACACUGAUGACCAAGAGUGGACUUGUGUCUAUGAAUUCCAAGAGGGAGCCCCCGUGCGGCCAAUUUCCCCUCGCUGUUCCCUCCGAUUGACUCAUUGCAUUGAGGAAGCCAACGUGGGCCGGGGCUAUAUCAAAGAACUCUGUUUCAGCCCCGACGGCAGGAUGAUUGCCUCCCCGCACGGCUAUGGAAUCCGCUUGUUGGGGUUUGACACCCAGUGCAGCGAACUGGUGGACUGCUUGCCCAAAGAAGCAGCCCCCUUGCAAGAGAUCCGCUCGCUCUAUUCACACGGCGAUGUGGUCCUGACCACCAAGUUUUCCCCAACACACUGUCAGAUUGCCUCUGGGUGCCUUAGUGGUCGCGUCUCUUUAUAUCAGCCAAAGUUCUAGGUACCUCUGGCCUUGAAAGGAACAUCUAGUGUUUGUUUUUUUAAAUUACUUCAGUUUAGUUGGAGUAUUCAUUUUUUAAGAAAAAAAAAUCUUGUAAUCUUGGAGUUCCUCUGAUUCCUGAAAAGAUUGAAAGUUUUAGUCCCGCCCUUUACAUGAGCGUGUAUUUGUUUGUUGUGACUCUGAAUUUGCACAUCGUACUUUUGUGCAUUCUCCCCUUUUACUCCUGCUUAUUCCACUGAUGCUGUCUGGAUAGAACACGGUGGCAUCCAUAAGCCUGUCUUUCUGUAUGACUGUUUGUGCGAAAGAGGGUUUGGGAGGAAUUGAUGUCCAUCUUUCCCUGAACUGGACUUCAGCUCCCUUAUCUCUUCUUGGGUUCUAGAUUUUGCUGUAUCUUCUUCUCUACCUAGAUUAUGAAACAGUUCUCUUGCACACUACCUUAGCUACAUGCCACAGAGGCAUUUAUUGUUUUUGUGAACAACUCAACAAAAUGAUUUAAUCACAUUUUGCUAUUCUGCUGUAGUUCUGUUAGCUGACCUAAAAAUUGUACCCUUAUGCAUUGUGCAGCCAUCACCCAAGACUGGAAGCACAGUUUCUCUUCCUUGGUUGCUAAAGAAAAACUGGAUAACUUAACAUUUGUCCUCACAGGUCUUGCAUAGGAGCACCUUUGUAGUAUCAUUGGACAUUGAUUGGAAUCAAUGUUUGAUCUCUUAGUAAGUGCCCAAACACUUGGGUUCACAGUCUAGCAGGACAUUCUCUGCAUAAGAAAAUAAAUAAGAGCUAUGGAAGUUUCAAAGCUCUGGAAGAGGUUCACAGUUCAGUGAGGCCUGUACAAGAGAACAUGCUGCUGAAUUGUGGCGUAAACCUUUGAUGGAUCUUUGUUACUGCAAAAGUCUUGAGCGAAUAAAAUAUUUUACUUAAUACGAAAUUGAAUGUUGCUCAGUGCUCUUCUGAUUUACAGAGGGACUAAUGUUAGUUGGCUUAUAACUGAUGUGCCUUGAAAGUCACAAAAUUAUGCGAAUUCAUCUAUGAGCAGGCCUAGUGCAGGUGGGCAGACAUUUUGCCCUGCUGUAAGCUGCACAGCUUACCAGUCAUGUAUAUAAAGAUCAGCCAAAAAGUUGUUGAAAUGAUAAGUUUUCUCCUCUGGCAGUAACAACAUACUGGCACAUCCUUUGGCAUUGUUUCUGCCGCUAUUCAUUGAAAACACUUUUUACCAUGUUUUUCCACUGCAGAUACUGUACUUAUGUGAAAUAAACCAAGUAAUCAUCAACUUGUUUUGCUUUGUUCUUGAUGGAAGGUGUACAUAGCACACCUAUUCACCAAGACCUGUUUUUGAAUGAGUUUGUAGUGACUUUGCUCCAUCAUUGUCCUCAGUCAAACAUUGAGCAGUUCAGUUCAGAAAACUGGUUGUGGAAAAAGAUGCAGGAAGUGGUGGGCCUUUGACUCUCAAAAUUAAAAAAGAGAAACCAAUCAAACUGGAAUCCAGCCCCCUGAGCUUCCAUUGAAGUAUAGUGGUCAAACUGAGCAUUUGAGAUGGAUCACUCAUUUCAGUGUGAUGUGAUCAGCUGCCCAUAAAAAAGUAUCAGCUUUCUGAGUUUUUUGAUUGUUUGUAUAUGUUUUAAUAAUCUGUUUUGGAAAAGGUUGCAAAAGAUUGAAGAAGCUUCAAUAAAAUCACUGCUAUAGUUAAAUGUAGAAUCCUUUCUAUAAUAGAACCAACAAAGAGAGCCAGCAGGGAAUAUAUGUUGCCUCAGUUCUACUGUGUUUAGCAUCCUGAAAUCAUAUGGGAAGGUGAUGUGUUUUAAUUGGAAUAAUAGUCAUGUUAUUUGGCUUGCUGAUUUGGACAGGAGAAGGGAGCUGCAGGUAUAGGAGAAUGCUGCAGGGAUUUUGGGAAAGAAGCACUCUGUGAUAUUUUGCCUUUUGAUGUAGCAGUGUACAGAAUUAUUAUUAUUUACUGUACUUGUACCUAAGUGCACCAGCAACUCAAAAGAGCCAUUGCUGUUUGAGAUUAGAAAUCAUUUGGUCCCUGUCUGAUAAAUAAAAAAACCUCAUCCAUGAGAGAAGUGCUCAUGUAUUAACCACUCUGAAAAGUUUGGAGACCCAGAAAAUGACUCUUAACAAGGAUUAGUUUUAAAGAAAUUGAAACAUUGAUUUCAGCAAUAAUUAAGUGCCAUAGGUUAAAAAAAACUUUUAAAAUCAGUUCAAAGAUGCUAGCAUUGUAGGAGGCUAUAAAAAGGAAUAUUAACUUAUGUACAAUUUGACUGAUAAAUAUAUUGGCAAAUAUAGUUCAGGGGUUUUUAAGAUCACUCUUUCUUAAAACAACACCCUAGUAUAUUAAUAUCUCCUUUUUCUACUGGGUUACUUUAAACAAGAAAGAUAUGCAUUUCCUUUCCCUCCCAAAGUGAAAUCAUACCUGCAGUUUAUGCUUGAAAAGUUGUACUCACUUGUUCUAUCAAAAUGUGUCCUUGUAGUUUUCAAACGUUGGAUAAUUACCUUAUUUAUUUAUUUUAAUAUGCCAGUUUUGCAGGGAUAAGAUGUGUCUUGACCACUCACUUCCUCCGCUUCACUCCCAUCUUACACUAAAUGUUACCCUCUCUUUGCUUUCCAUAUAGGAUCAGUGCUGAAUGGGAGUAAACCCACACACUGCUAGCGUAAUUUUGGGAGAGGAUGGGAUAUAAUAAAUGCUCUCCCCUGGAGAAAAUACUAUGAUGUAUCUGUACAUCCUUUUUGGGGAAAAGAAAUUUCUGGUUGAAACUUCACCUAGAGCUGAGCAGUUGCAUAUGUUUGUGUGUACUUUGGCCUGUUGAACUACAUGAGAGCUGAGGAGCUUAUCUUAGGGUACUUCCACACAACCAUAUAACCCAGAAUACCAAGGCAGGAAAUCCCACAAUAUCUGCUUUGAACUGGGUUAUCUGAGUCCACACUGCCAUAUAUUACAGUUCAAAGCAGAUAUUGUGGGAUUUCCUGCCUUGAUAUUCGAGUUAUAUGUCUGUGUGGAAGGGCCCUUAGAGGUCUCUUACAGUGCCGUAUAACUAGGUAUUUCUCUUUCAGCAUUUUCUUCCUAAGCAAUAGCCAACUGUGUCUCUGUCUCAUUCUUGGUUCUUUGCAUCCACACCAGUAAAAUCUGUCGCUAUCCAUUUGUGACAUUCAUGUAUCUGUCUUCAGAAAAUGUUAACAUCUAAUAAGAAAGAAGGCUAUGAUGAGCUUCAUGGCUAAAAAUUUGAUCAUGUGACAGUAGAGUUUUGUACCAUUUUAAAGAUAGAUUGUAAGCUCAGUUUUCCAAAAAGUGAGCUCACUUUCGUGGUAUGGCAGGGGAGGCCAUCAGACUGUGUUUUAUAUAAAGGGAAUUCCAGCAAAAGACAACCAGGCCUCUGUGCAUUCUUCCCAGUUUACUGACAGGUGGGUUUGACAUUCUGCAUCCAUGUCUUCUUUUUCCUGCACCUGACAUUUCUUCGUAAAUUUUUUCAUUUUGUCCUAAGUUACAUUUCCAGUAUUUCAAACAUUUGAUAACCAAUGAGAUAAUCAUGUGGGCACCGAUCCAUGUUUUUUAUACAAACUCCAAAAAUACUUGUUCUUUAUAUUCCCUGUCUGGGCAUCUUCCAGAUGUGUUGGGCUACAACUGCCUUUAUCCCUGGAUGAAGAAAUGGCUGGGGAUAGUCAGAGUUGUUUUGACUUUUUGAAGGCAAACAUUUGGGGAAGACUGGCUAAGAGAAACAGCACUUGCCAUUCUUGGUUCAUUCUUAAGUUACUGGUAAAUGGUGAUCCGUGUAUGCAGCUUUAUUUCUGUGCUAAAGGAGAAACUAUCAUGAAAAAUAAACCCAAACACUUAUUUCUUUGAGAAAAUAGCUAGAAAUUUGGUUUCUCUAAGGUUAUAUUUGAGAUGAACAAUGCCUUUCUGAAGUGUUUGUGUGUCUGCUUGCUGAUGGCAAGCCCAUUUUUGAGCAUUUUAGUUGCUUCACUGAGUUCAAACACUGUACUUUCCACACAUAAAAUGAAAGGAUGCCAAUGAAUGUCUGAUUUGAAAGCCCAGUAAUUUUGCUAAGAGUCUUUGUGGGGUUUUAAAAAGAUGGUGCUGCUGAGUCAGAAAUGAAAGGAUAGAUUCUCGCAGAGUCCUUACAAUGCAAAAUCUCUGGAGCAUAGCCCUUUCUCAAACUCCAGGGUGGUAGUGGAAUUGAGUUGGUUGUCAUAUGUACAGUGGUUGGGAAAGUAAGAUUCCAAACUUUUUUUUAUUAGAUUACAUGUAACUUUCCUGUCAAUAAGUAAUGCUUCAGGAUGGUAAGCUCUUAAAAUAGUAUUUAUGCUCUGUGACUUUUCAAUACGAGAAAAGCUUUUUAUAUGGAAAUGUCUGUCAAUAUGAUUUCCAAUAUGCAGACCAGUUUUCAAAUACUAAAACAGUAAACUUUGUACUCCUUGUAUAACAUGCAAUAAAGUAGAUUUCUGCACUCAAGUGGUAUUUUACAACCUGUCUAAAUUAUGCAAAUCGAACCAAUCUCCAGAAUUUAUUUCUUUGCAUAAUUCAGAUGUGAAUAGAACUGUAGCUUGUAAAUUAAGCUAGAUGUUUUGCAUGCAAACUGUUCUAGGCGGACCCCACACAUUACUCACUGAAAAACUUUGGAUAGUAAGUGAUGCGAAAUACCUCUCCCUGAGACCUUGGAAAGCUUAAACUAAUCAUAACACAAAAUAAUGCUCUACAUGGACCAAUGGAGAAGGCAUUUUCAAAUGUUCAGAUAGCACUGGAAGCACCAGAGCUCUGAACUCUAUUCCCAACAACUUGACAAUCAGCUUCCUCACUGACUUCUGAGGUUUUGUCUGCUGUCCACUGUGUUUCAAGCUUAUUGUUGCAACCAUUAAAUGUUAAAAACAUUUCCAUUUUAAAAGCAGAAGCCCACACAACAGAACUCUAGUAUGCAUCCCUUUUGAUGCAUUGCUGCCUAGAAUAUGAAGACAUUAUUCAAAACGCAGGUGGCAAACAAUCAUGGAUUCUCUUUUCUAGCAGAGACAAUACUGUGUUUCAGAACUCAUCUUAUGGUCUGUUAAUAUGCACUGAUUUGUUAAAAAAAUUCUACCUCAUUACAUGCUCUUUCAAAAAAAUGUAUUGUGAUGUGAGUCAUUAAUCUGUAUAAGUACAAAACGCACCCCAUUUUGUAAUGCAUACAGAUCCUUUUGAAAUUGCAUGGUAACGUCGUCGUUAGAAUAAUGAACAAAAUAGAGCUGCCCCUGGAGGCAAAGAUUAGUGAACACACCAUGUUUGUGACCCUUCAUAGUGUGGUGUAAAAAUCAACUUUUGUAUUAUAUUCUUGCAUAACUUUUCUGAUUUAUAUUUGCAGUAAGCACUAUUGUAUUAUUAGAUGCACAUUACAAAUAUUGUUAGAUUUUAAUCGUGUUUUGAAUGCUUUCAAGGUAAUUUAUAAAAAAAAAUUGCAGAGUUGUUCAGUGACAUUUUAUUGAUCAAUACAACUCAUAUCCUUGUAUUAGAAUUUGAAAUACCACCCCACCAUGCCUUUUAAAUUGAGCAGCCAAGUCUUGCAGUGUGACUCUUUGGAUAUUAAUUUUAAUAUUUAUUCCAGUCUAAUAAGAACAAAGCUGCUAAAAUAGCUGAUAAAAUAUAAUACCCUAAUUUUAUGCAUGGAUGUUCCAAAUUCUUUAGAUAUAAGUCAUGUCAGUCCUGGAUAAAUACAUAUUGAAUCUUGCUGUAUUGGUUCAGACCCCUUUCUUUUCUCUUUGGAGUGACAUUCUUCCCAUCAAACCCUGGGAAACAUGUAGCUCAGUGAAUGUAUCUGGACUCCAGCUCCCAUCAGUCCUGGUCAGACUCUCUUGCUGCCCUGUAGUUUAUAUUAGCUAGACAGCUAAAGUUUUAACAAUUGUUAAAAUGUUUUAGAUGCUUUAAAUGCAUGAUUUUGUUUCAUGUUUAAUGUACCAUAACCUUCCAAAGUAGCGACUUAGCACCAGAAGCAGCUGAACUAGCACUCGUCAGCAAAUAAUUCUUAACUUUUUAUUAAAAACUGCCAAAUUGUUGGCCGUUUCUCAAAUAUCCCACUAGAGGUCAGGCUUAAUUGCCAGAACUGCUUGAUCAGGGGAAGGAAUUUAGAGGGAAUUUAGAAUGGAAGCUCUUUAUUCAAUCAUAAAAUGGAUUUCUCUCUUCAAAAUGAAGCAUCAACCCUUACUGCCUCCCAGGCAAUUCUAGUUGAAACUCAUUAUGGUUAGAUCUCCUGUUUUUUAAAAAAAAUAACUGUUGUGUCCCUAGUUGAGAGAGUCAAGUCAGUUCUGGUUAAGUCCCAUUGAAACCAGUGAGCCUAUUUAUGGUGAUUUCACAGAGACUAUAACACCAGAGCCAAAAUGAGUGUAAAUGUUGCAAAUGUCCAAUUCCUUCUCGUGUGAGCUUUUCAAACAUUUGACUAUGGCGAUUGUAAAAAGAUCCACAGUGGUGAGCAAGAGUCCUUCAAAAAAACUACUUGACCACCGCUGUGAUCUUUCUUUGAAGUGCAAAACCACAAGAGGAUGUUGGCUGCUCCAGAAAUUGCACUUUCCAUUCAUAAUGGCGAAGCCCAACUGUGCCUUGUAUGAACUGAGUGUUCAUCUAUAACAAAGCCCAGAAGUCCCUGCAUUACGCAGAGGUUCUCUGGCAAACAUGCUGAAGGCCCUGGCAGGCAAACCCAUGUAAAAAGGCAGAAAGUUUGAAAGGAACGGUGGCUUAUGUAUACCAGCUCUGUAACAGCUAUUAGUACUGUUAGCUACUAAAUACCUUUGCAUGUCUGUUAUCAAAUAUCAAUAAUCUCUGAAGACUGGAAUAUUCAAUGAUGAAUCUGUUUGGACAGUCUGAGAUGGGCUUGGAAAAACAAAUUACUUUCAGCUUUAAGUGUAAUAAAAAUACAAUCUUAAAUGCACGCAUUCAGCAAUACGCCCUGAAUCGAGGUAUUUUUUUGUUUAUUAUUUUGGUAUAUCCUUAAACAAUGGAUGUUAAGAGGAGAAAUAAAAAAUCUCAAAUGUGGCCAGUCUUAUCAUCUACAAAAGCCUAUAUUCGUCCAUAUAUUUUUGGAGAAUCGGUGCCCAAAAGGCUGCAUAUAGGUCCAACCUCCACUUUCAGUUAAUCUAGAACUUAUAAAUGCAUGUGUUUCAUUGGUCAAAAGGCAGGUCAAAAAGUAAAAUCGUCUAUGUGCACUAACUGUGGAGUAAGAUCUGUUGAAUUCAGCAAGAUGCCAAUUUAAUCAAGCCAUGUCUAGGAAUUAGCAUUAUCAUUUAAAAGGGAGUAGAAGGAAAAGGCCUCUAUCUCUACUGUCUUUCCAGGAUUAUUAUUAUUAUUACCAUAUUAUAUGUUUCUUAUUAUUUAAUAAUAAUAAUAUGUUUAUUAUUUUUAUUAUUAUGUUUAUUUAUAUCCCAAUUUUUCUCUCCAUAGGGAGACUCAAAGCAAUGCGUUGUUGAAGGCUUUCAUGGCCAAAAUCACGGAGUUGCUGUGAGUUUUCCAGGCUGUAUGGCCAUGUUCCAAAAGCAUUCUCUCCUGAUGUUUUGCCCCCAUCUAUGGCAGGUCUCACAACCUCUGUGGGCGAAAAAUCAGGAGAGAAUGCUUCUGGAACAUGGCCAUACUGCCUGGAAAACUCACAGCAACCCAGACUCAAAGCAGCUUGCAUUGAAAGUAUCUCAACACAAUUUAAAAUCUACAAAUAUACAAACAGUAAUUCUGUUUCAAUGUUUGUAUAUUUGUAGAUCUUAAAUUGUAUUGAAAUGCUUUCAAUGUAAGCCACUUUGAAUUUCCUUGUGGAGAGAAAAAGUGGGUUAUAAAGAAACAUAAUAAACAUAGUAUUCUUAAUAAUCCUGGUUCAGAAAGAUAAGAGGCUCUAUGCCACUACUCCCUUUUAAAUGAUAAUUAUAGAAUAGCAUUGGGUGCAACCUGGAGACCACUUUAAUAUUUAAAUCCUAAAUGUCCCAAAGAAGGUGUGUUGAAAGGGAGUUGAAAGACAGACUGCCGAAGUAUCUGUUAAGCUCUAUCUUCAGUUUGUUUGAUUUGCAUCUUUAUUUGGAAAUUGAUUUGCAGCAGCAGCAGCUUAUUAGAAUACCGUAUCUUUUCAUCCAAUUCAUUUAAAAAAAUAGGGAAGUUCAAAUGAGUGCAUGUAAUACAUUUACAAAUUUUGAGAUUUCAUUAUAAAGGAUGUAAAUUUGACACCCAGUACUCUAGUGCGAUAUGUCUAAAUAACAUGUAUUUACUUGUAUAAGAGUGACUUUAAUGUUUGAACAAUUUAUCCUUGUAUAAUAAACACUUUACAACUUCA
Anolis carolinensis (green anole) is the source of this 9874-nucleotide messenger RNA. RefSeq names its product DDB1 and CUL4 associated factor 10 (gene dcaf10). The transcript is spliced from 7 exons. Gene Ontology annotation, cellular component: Cul4-RING E3 ubiquitin ligase complex. Gene Ontology annotation, molecular function: protein binding. The coding region runs from base 72 to 1616 and encodes 514 amino acids. NCBI's taxonomy places the organism in Eukaryota, Metazoa, Chordata, Lepidosauria, Squamata, Anolidae. The record is from RefSeq and is a predicted model, not a curated record.